AACAAAAUUCAAGUGGAUGAAAUAAAAUUAAAUACAUGUGGUUACGAAAAAAAAAAAAACAAUUUAAUACUCUUGUGAAAUAACUAAAUUUGAAGUGAUUUAUAUUCUGAAAAUCUAGGAAGGAUGCCUAAAAUCAUUACUUACGGAGCUCAAGCACCGAAAACAUGGGAUAUGCCGCACAACCUUAACGAUUUGCUAAACACGGGACACAACCUGAUCAGUCAAAUAAAUAUGAUAUUUACAAAAGAAAAUGUGGUUCUUAUACAAAAUCGUAUAAACCCUUCAGGUUAUACACUUUGUAAGACCUUACAUGAAGUUUUAUUCAACAUCGAAAAGGAAAUAGAACUCAGGGAAAUAAAAACCCCUUAUGAGGCCAUUCUGGACGAAUACACUUUAAUUACAGAGCCAACACCAAUGAAAAUUGAAGAGGAUUCGCCCUGCUUUAAGUGUCCUUUGUGUUUGGCAAAUGUUUAUCAGCGGGAUCCAGUUUCAACCAGGUGUGGUCACAUAUUCUGCGGCAAGUGCAUUCAAUCAUCUCUGAAAUUCUCCAGCAAGUGUCCUAUAUGCCAAAAACAACUGUCAAGAAAACAUAUUUUCCGAAUAUAUUUGUAAUACUCAAUAUAAUAAUCAUUUUUUGCAAAUUAAAAGUCUAUUUUAAAGUCCUA
Messenger RNA from Drosophila ficusphila, 665 nucleotides. RefSeq names its product putative peroxisomal biogenesis factor 10. The transcript is spliced from 3 exons. The record is from RefSeq and is a predicted model, not a curated record. Lineage: Eukaryota; Metazoa; Arthropoda; Insecta; Diptera; Drosophilidae. Bases 124 to 612 code for a protein of 162 amino acids.